AUGGAAAUAUUGAAAUUCUUUUACUUCAUUAAUCUUUUGAUUCUUCUCUCUAUUUUCAUCUUAUCAUCAUCAUUACCAAUUGAUCCUUAUUCACAAGCACUCUUGAGUCUUAAAUCUGAGCUUAUAGAUGAUAACAACACCAACUUAGAUGAUUGGGUGAUGCCUUCGGGAAAGAACUUAUCUAAAAGCCUAAGUUCAUAUGCAUGUUCUUGGUCUGGAAUCAAGUGUAACAAGAAUUCAGUUGUAACAUCCAUAGACCUUUCCUUGAAGAAACUCAGAGGUAAAUUACCUGCGGAAUUUUCAGAACUCGAAUAUCUUAGGAUUCUUAACCUAGGUGGAAGUUACUUCACCGGAACAAUUCCAUCUGAAUAUGGUUCUUUUAAAAGCCUUGAGUUUCUUCAUCUAGCUGGAAAUUCUCUAUCCGGAAAUAUACCUCCGAAUAUUGGUAACCUUCAAACCCUAACUCACAUGGAAAUUGGCUACAACUUUUACCAAGGUGUCAUUCCACCACAACUAGGUAAUUUGAGUCAGCUUCAAUAUCUUGACAUAGCGGGUGGUAAUCUUUCUGGUUCUAUUCCAAAAGAAUUUUCCAACCUCACAAGUUUGCAAUCACUUUAUCUAUUCAAAAACCAUUUCACCGGAUCAAUACCAAGCGAGCUCGGUAAAAUUAAGUCUCUUACCAAUCUAGAUCUCUCUGAUAACUUCCUUUCCGGGUCCAUUCCCGAAAGCUUUUCGAAGCUGAACAACCUAAGACUUCUUAGUCUCAUGUACAAUGACAUGAGUGGAACUGUUCCAGAAGGCAUUGCAGAACUCACACUCUUGGAAACUCUUCUUAUUUGGGAGAAUAAUUUCUCUGGAUUACUUCCAAAGAGUUUAGGAAAAAACUCCAAACUCAAAUGGGUUGAUGUCUCGACAAACAAUUUCAAAGGCGGCAUUCCACAAUACAUCUGUUUCGGUAGAGUACUGUAUAAGUUAAUAAUGUUUUCAAACUUAUUCACCGGAAGUGUUUUCUCAAUCUCGAAUUGUUCUUCCCUUGUUCGGCUUCGCCUUGAAGAUAAUUCAUUCUCGGGUGAUAUCAACGUCUCUUAUAAUAAUAUGACAUAUCUGGAUUUUUCAUCGAACAAUUUUGUUGGUGGGAUUCCCUCAGAUAUUUCUCAAGCUACUCGUCUGGAGUAUUUCAAUGUCUCUCGUAAUAAUUUCACAGGUCAAAUACCUGAAGAUCUUGCCAAUUUACCUAUUCUCAAAAUUGUAGAUUUAUCUAACAAUAAUUUCAAUGGCCUCAUACCUGCAAAAUUUGGAAGUUCAUCAAGUUUACAACUUCUCAACGUGUCGUUCAAUAAUAUCUCAGGCUCAAUACCAAAAGGAAAGCCAUUCAAACUAAUGGAUAGAAGUGCUUUUAUUGGAAAUCUAGAGCUAUGCGGAGCACCAUUAAGACCAUGUUUUGAGUUUCUAGGAGUAUUAGGCAAAUUAAGGACUUGGAAGCUUACACAUAUUGUGUUACUUUCUAUAGGAUUGUUGAUAAUCCUUCUGGUGUUGGCUUUUGGAAUACAUCACUUAAGAAAAGGAUUCAGGAAUACAAUGAAGCAAUGA
This is a messenger RNA of Vicia faba (fava bean), 1590 nucleotides long. Lineage: Eukaryota; Viridiplantae; Streptophyta; Magnoliopsida; Fabales; Fabaceae. The record is from the annotation of a GenBank genome assembly.